AUGUGCGCGCUCCCGGGUCCGUCCGCACAGCGCCCCCUUGCGGGCAUGCGCACCAGUAAGAACAGCUGUGCUCUCCUGAAGUCAAGAUCAAAUGGUUCCUUCUCCAAUGACAUUGGUAAAUUACUAGCGGGAAAUCUUAAAAUACUCCGAAAUAUUAUUCUCCAGGAUGACACGGAAUUCAUAAAUGUUUGGAGCAAGACCUCCAAGUCUCCCAUUUUUUAUGAAAGUGGACGUAUAUACUUAGAAAAUUAUAGGUGUUGUUACAGCAGCCUCCUGCCUCAGCCAGAGCAACUGUAUGAGCUCCCCAUAACUCCCAAAACAGAGAAGAUUGAAGAUGCAUUGCUUUGCCAGUGUCCAUUAGACACUGUUUUACCGAAAGCUUCAGACCAGAAGCCUUGUCUUUUGACUCUAACAGCUAAUAACUGGUUAUAUCGUCUCUCAGCGGACACAGGAGAAACACUAGACAAGGUCUACCUCUCCUCUCAUUUUAAAUUCAGAUCAUUGGGUUGGGACUCCUGCCAGGAGACAUUUUAUGUCAAAUCCAUUCAAAUCAAACAGACAGCUCUAGAACGACAGGCAGGUGUUAAUAAUGACAUCCUCAUGCGCUUGGCCAUAUUUCAAGUCUUUCCUUUGGAUUUGGUGGGAAUGCUGGAGAUUAAUAAAAAAGUCUUUGGUAAAACUGCUGUGGAUGUCCUACUGUCACAGGGAGUGUUGGCCGUUUCACACAGCUCCAAACAUGUCAAGCUUUACAGUUUUGAGUACAUUCUUAACAAGUUUAGGGUUGAGAAGCUGACUCUGGGACAGCAGUGUGAUGUAAAUGGUGCAAGAGGAUUUGUGGGAGAAGCUCCAUUCGGUAUUCCAGUCAAUAUUCACAUUCACGAAUGCCCCCCUGUUUUGUUUGAGAUGUCAUAUUUCGAGAACGGUGUUCAGAUUGGUGGUCAUCCCUGGCACUACAUCUACACCCCUAACCAUAAGAGACACAGAGGAACCCAUCACAUCUGCUCGAUCACAGAUGGGGCGCUGGCGAAGAACGGUGUCCAGGAUAUGAAGUGUGACUCUCUGGAGGCAGACUGGAUCUUUUUUCAUCCAGAUGACUCGGGCAGGAUUGUUCAUGCUGGACCCAGCGCAAUAAAUGUGCUAAGGAUCAUGGCCAACCCGGGAUGUGACUGGAAGUAUGAGAUAGUCACCGACUUUUCUAUCACUGCCGCUCGUGACAAUAGUACUCCUCAGGUGAUGGUGACCUCUUCUGGACGCACAGUAAAGAAAAGAUUCCAGCUUUUAGAUGAUGACCCUGCACAAGAGACAUUCAGGAUGGUGAAGUAUGAAGAUGAAAUUGAUCUGUUGGCUGUGGUAGAAAUCACUCACGCAGAGGAUGAAGGGCAGGCCCACAUUCGUCUUCAUGACAACAAAAGUGGGGUUUUAAUGAAGAGGGUUCCCUUAAAAGAAUCCUGGGAUGUGACCUACAGUCAUGAGGUGUACUUCGAUAGAGACACGGUUAUUCACACCGUUCAGAAAAAGAAUAACACUUUCUGCUGCCAUGUUUACAAAAUUAAAAGACAUUCUGAUUAAUCUUAAACACAUUUCUUCUGUAAAUGACCAUAGUGCACUUUUCAAUGAAAAGUAUAUUUAUUUAUGUACUGUAUAAUAAAUGGCUUAUUUUUCUGUGUUUGAGAAAUCUUUGUGAAAAUAUGUAGAUUUUAUCUUAAAAUGAAAUAAUUUUGUAUUUUUAUCACAUGAAUAUAACUUGCUAUAUUAAAAUGAUGUCUAAGCAAAG
This is a messenger RNA of Paramisgurnus dabryanus, 1774 nucleotides long. RefSeq names its product ddb1 and cul4 associated factor 17 (gene dcaf17). The record is from RefSeq and is a predicted model, not a curated record. Gene Ontology annotation, cellular component: Cul4-RING E3 ubiquitin ligase complex. Gene Ontology annotation, biological process: protein ubiquitination. NCBI's taxonomy places the organism in Eukaryota, Metazoa, Chordata, Actinopteri, Cypriniformes, Cobitidae.